Passer montanus (Eurasian tree sparrow) is the source of this 1038-nucleotide messenger RNA. RefSeq names its product transmembrane protein 18 (gene TMEM18). The coding region runs from base 101 to 508 and encodes 135 amino acids. Lineage: Eukaryota; Metazoa; Chordata; Aves; Passeriformes; Passeridae. The transcript is spliced from 5 exons. Gene Ontology annotation, cellular component: nuclear membrane. The record is from RefSeq and is a predicted model, not a curated record.
CGGGACCAUCUGCGGUCCCGUCCCCGGGGGAGGGAGGAGCCGCCCCGGGCCCCGCCGCGGCGGCCGCCCGAGUCUCGCGAGAACGGGCGCUGCCGCCGCCAUGGAGCCGCCGGUGCGCGGCCCGCCGGGGCUGUCGGCCGUGCUGGCGAGCACGGACUGGUCCGAGCCCUGGCUGCUGGGGCUGGCCGCCUUCCACCUGCUCUGCUUGCUGCUGACGUGCGCGUCCCUGCAGCACCGCCGCGUGCAGGUCGGGCACUUCCUCUGCAUGGUGGGCUUAGUGUACUGCGCUGAAUAUAUCAAUGAAUUAGCAGCCAUGAAUUGGAGGCUCUUUUCUAAAUACCAAUACUUUGAUUCAAGAGGAAUGUUUAUUUCACUUGUCUUUUCAGCACCACUGCUGGUGAAUACUAUUAUAAUUGUGGUCAGCUGGGUUUACAGAACUUUGAAUGUAAUGACUGAACUAAAGAUGCUACAGCAGAGAAGGAAAGUAGAAAAAGAGAAAAAGAAGUGAAAGUGCCAGACUUUUUCUUUCUUCAGUUGUAAUAAUUUCUGUCUGGGUAAUCAGUCCUUCUGUAUGGCUAUGCAGGAACAGAAGUAUUUUUGUGUCCAGUGUCAAGAGUACUUUGUAAUUGUGGCUGUGGACAUAGAGGUGAAAGCAGGUAUUUACAGUACAUUUGAAUUGGCUGUGAAAUUAUGAAACCAGUCUUAACAAGUCUUUGUGCCCUUCGGUGUGUGAUUGUUUUCCUCCAUGACCAAGGCUGUUAGUAUUGAUGAGACACAAUCUUCCAGUUUCCAUUUGCCUCUGUGUUUUUUUACUGUGUCUUUAUUCUGUACUUAUCAAGUAUCAGUUAUUCUGAUGCUUAAGCAAAUUGGAGCUGUGUUGUGAAUUACAGUAAAUGAGAGAUUUCAUUCAGAAUAACUCAGGAAUCUAUGCUUCUGUGAAGCACUUCACUUCUUUAUAAAUCAAGUUUCAUACUUUCUGUGUGUACUGUGUGCCAGUGGCAUUUUAUAAAUAAAACUAUCCAUUCACUGUGUCUUAAA